UGUGUCCGGGGCCUGUGUCCUGGCUUUGCUCUCGAGUUUCUCAGUGACUCAGGUUAGUGCCGCCCCGCGCGAGGCUCGGCCCGGACACAAAGGUCAGGAUAUAACCGCUGGGCCUAAGCGAGGCCGAGGCCUGACUGACACCGACUACAACUCGGAUUAACUGGGAUUUUAGCUCCAGACCAGAAACGGUGCAGAUUGUCCCAAACUCCCGUUUGCUGCACCAGUGAAGGGCGGUAAUUGUGGAGUUAAUGUUUGAUUGUAGAGCUGAAGUGACCAGAGACAGAAAUAACAGGUACAGCUUAGAAUGUUGCUGGGACAAUCUCCUACUUGUUGAAGAUUGGUUGGCCACGUGCUGCCAUUAUGGAUGAGCAGCAAGCUCUAAACUCAAUCAUGCAGGAUCUGGCAGUGCUCCACAUGGCCAGCCGUCCCGUCCUGUCCUUACAUGAUGCAGGGAAACCCAAAGCCACUUCCUCCAAUAAUCAGAAUGACAUUCGAGUCAAGUUUGAAUAUCGUGGUGAAAAAAGAAUCCUUCAGUUCCCUCGGCCAGUUCAUUUGGAAGACAUUAGAGUAAAAGCCAAGGUUGCCUUUGGUCAGCCAAUGGGCCUACACUAUACAAAUAAUGAGUUAGUGAUCCCAUUGACCACGCAGGAUGAUUUGGAUAAAGCCAUCGAACUCCUGGAUCGCAGUGUGCACAUGAAGAGCCUGAAGAUUUUGCUGGUGCUUCAGUCAAAUAACCAGUUAACAAACCUCAGCAAUGUGGAAACAUUACCAACGUUGGAUGACUUGGACAAUAGCACAAUUUAUGUGGACAAAGAGAGGAAAACACGGCUUCCACUGAUUGCUGCCCACACGUCAGACAGGAGCUCCCCACCUCCAGGCUACAUUCCAGAUGGACAGCAGCAAGUGGCACGUAAUGGUUCCUACACCAGCAUCAACAGUGAAGGCGAAUUCAUUCCUGAGAGCAUGGACCAGAUGCUGGAUCCUCUGUCGAUGAGCAGCCCUGAGAACUCAGCAUCCGGCAGCUGUCCAUCCCUCGACAGCCCCUUGGACAGUGACAGCUACCCUAAAUCUCGGAUGCCGAGGGCACAAAGUUACCCAGAUAAUCACCAGGAUUACUCAGAUUGUGAUAUUCCAACAUUUGAGAAGAUUGGAAAGGGUGGGACGUACCCAAGGAGGUAUCACAUCUCUUACCAACACCAUGAUUACAGUGACGGUCGUAGAACGUUCCCCAGAGCACGGAGGACUCAUGGAAACACAUUGCGCUCUCCCGUGAGCUUCAGUCCCACUGAGCAUUCAUUAAGCACGAGCAGCGGGAGCAGCAUCUUCACUCCAGAAUAUGAGGAUAACAGGUCAAGGAGAAGAGGAAGUGACAUUGAGAAUCCUACCUUAUCUGUCAUGGACAUCAGCCCUCCUAGCCGCUCUCCGAGAGCUCCUACAAACUGGAGGCUGGGGAAACUUUUGGGCCAGGGAGCCUUUGGCCGCGUAUAUCUGUGCUACGACGCUGACACAGGGAGGGAACUUGCAGUGAAACAAGUUCAGUUUGAUCCCGACAGUCCUGAGGCCAGUAAGGAGGUAAAUGCUCUUGAAUGUGAGAUCCAGCUGUUGAAAAAUCUGCAACACGAACGGAUUGUCCAAUACUACGGCUGCUUGAGGGAUCCUCAAGAAAGAACUCUUUCUAUUUUCAUGGAGUAUAUGCCAGGGGGUUCAAUAAAGGACCAACUGAAGGCUUAUGGGGAGCUUACAGAGAAUGUGACUCGUAAAUAUACUCGGCAGAUCCUGGAAGGAGUUUCCUACCUACACAGUAAUAUGAUUGUUCACAGAGAUAUAAAAGGAGCAAACAUUUUACGGGAUUCUGCUGGCAAUGUAAAGCUGGGAGAUUUUGGUGCCAGCAGAAGACUGCAGACAAUUUGUCUGUCAGGAACAAGCAUGAAAUCGGUCACUGGCACACCCUACUGGAUGAGUCCGGAGGUGAUCAGUGGCGAAGGCUAUGGGAGAAAAGCAGAUAUUUGGAGUGUUGGCUGUACUGUUGUGGAGAUGCUCACUGAGAAGCCCCCUUGGGCUGAGUUUGAAGCCAUGGCCGCCAUAUUCAAGAUUGCUACCCAGCCAACCAACCCUCAGCUGCCACCUCAUGUAUCAGAUCACAGUCGAGACUUUUUGAAAAAGAUUUUUGUAGAGGCCAAACAGAGGCCGUCUGCAGAGGAACUUUUGCGCCACACCUUUGUGCACUAUCACUAGCAACUAACCUCAACAUCUGAUGCAUUUCUUUUCUAUCUGAUUGCACUUUUUUAAUGUAUAAUUUUGGUGGCUCUAGGUGUUUCCUAGGUUGUAAUUUAUACUUAAAUUUGUAUUUAUAAUGAGAUUUUUUGCGUUCUCUCGAAGGGAAUGAUCAGAAGGCUUUUUUACAGUGUAUUCACACAAUACUCUGAUGUCCUUCAGAUAAAGCACUUUAUUACAUACCCUGACCAGUGUGGCAAUGCCUCCACCCCUUGAUUCAAUUAAGCCAAUACUUUGCCUGCUUCCUGCCGAGACGGAGCCUCCUUGAGUCCAUUCAAUAUCAGCACACUCUGUUUUAAUUAUGUAAAAAUAUUCAUGUUUUUUUAAAAUUGGUAUCAGCAAUGUUUGUCUGUUGCAGAACUGCUACCAAAGUCUUAUCGUCAUCUAACAAAGUAACAGCUCUGCAGUUGCAAUGCCGAGGUAGGUACAGAUGACGAUGCGAUUUAUGUAACCACCAUUUCUUACUUGUUCGGUUUCUAGAAAAAGGCCAAAACCAAAAUGUGGGAUGAAGAAUUGAGACGUGGUCCCUUUAAGAUUUUGUGUCAUUCGAGAACAAUAAACCUGUUCUAAUCCCGGCUCCUAUUGUAAUUUACAAGGUUGGGAUUUUGCCAUUUUGUGCAAUGAGCUGUGAGUAAUCUACAUUCUUUUAUAAAUGUUAUUAUCUUAUGACAACUCGGCCCAACAAAUAUUUAGCCUGUUUAUUUGGAUGUGGAGGCUGAGGAACACUGCUUCCACCUCUGUGGCUCUGGCACUAUCCGUUGGCACAUGGAGGUGUAAGAAGUGAGGAAAGGCAUUGGAUUAAGUCCACUGGAAGUGACAUUCCUUAUGUUUUCACUCCUUUCACCUUGCCCACAAGCCUCUUAUUGGUCCCUUAUUUUAAUGUCUGAUUUGUUGUUCUUGGAGUGAUGGGAGUUAUUGUUUUCUGUUUAUGACCUUUUUUGUCAUAUUUGCUGUAUCUCCUCUGAAAGACAGAGAUAUGCUGAUAAAAUGAAGUGUGUACCCAGCAGUGAUGAAUACAUCAUAGCCCAGUGUGAGGGCAGUGGCCUGGGCACAGUUCUUCGCCUACAGGGAGUGGUAGUCCAUUCAUUUGCAAAUAGAGUUUGAAAUACAGGAAGGAGGGAGGAGCCGGCACACACGGAAGGUAAUUGACGAUGUAGAGAAGAGGUUCAGGUUUUCUCUGCAAUGCUGAUACUUUUCUGUUUCCUUUCCUGGUGUCUCAACAACAACAAAUUACAUUUGUACAGCACCUUUCACGUCGGGAGGACGUCCCAAGGUCCUGUCUCAUCAAGUCUCAUCAAACAUUGAAGAUUGUUUUCAGGCCAGGAAGCAAAUGGUUGUUUUUCUCAGGCUUUAGUUCAGCUUUUCGUGUUUGUGAUAAAAUUAUUCAUUUGACCAAAAUCUGGUUGACCCAUUGCAGCUAUUAUCAGAAAACGAAAUAUGUGAAGAAGUUCAUCUGAGAGUGAACACAGUAAAAGGUUUGAGGCGCAUGUUUACUUGAGCCUGUAAAAAUAGUAAUUAUGUUUGAUAUUUUGUUGAGAUAACGGCUUGUAACAGCUUCUUUAGGCUUAUGUUAAUCAUAAUGUCUUAAAUUGUGCCGCUGCUGAAAAUGUUUGUGAGGGGCUUUAAUAUGAAGAUGAUUCUAAGGAAAAAUGUCAAUGGUAUUAAUUAUCCUAGACAUCAAGAAAGAGACAAUCUGAUCCAAUGGGAUGCCCUGAGCUCUCAUCAAGAUUGAUUGCUGAGGACAAAGUCGGUGUGAAUAGCUAGAAGCAGAUCAUUCUUAGAAGUAGCAAUGGGCCUCAUCUCCAAGACGCACUGACUGUACAGCAGACAGUGAUACGGCACAGAAAGAGGCCAUUUGACCUAACCAGUCCUUCCAGAUCUUUUAAAUUCAUUUUCUGCCUUUUUCCACAUACCUUAAUACCCUUACUUCUCAAAUAUCAAUCUCCAUUUCAAACAUAGAAUUGAUUCAGCCUAUACAGUCUCUGGGACACUAUUCCACAACCUUCUGUGGGAAGAAAUAUUUCCUUAUUUUUCCUUUAAUUUUAGUAGCUCAAAUGUUAAGAUUAUUUUAAGAUGAUGUUGCCUUCUUUUGAAUGCCUUGACCAAAAGUUGGCCACUAUCUAGCUUGCCAAUCAUCCAUUGACCCAUCUUUAAGGAAUAUAAUCCAAUUCUACCCAACCUCGCCCUUCAUCCCUGAUGUCACAAUUUAAUUAUUUUCCUGGUUUAUUUUUAUUGAAUACUGUACGUAGCUGCUACAUCAAAGUUACCAUUCAGCUACACCCAUGAUGUUGCCUCUUGAAUGUGCAUUAUUUUCUCGUAGGUACAAUCGACAAGCCCAGACUGGCCUAGGACAGACUUCAUAACCCGGCAUUUUAUUUCUCAGUCUUGUAUUUCGGAGGGUGACAAUUUGCGCAGUAUAGCCACUUGUGUAUUUUCUAAUUAUAAUAAUUUAAUUGUUAAAUUAAAUUAUUAAAUUAUUAAAUUAAAGAUAAAUGAUUAAAUAUACACCGCACAGAAUAUAAAGGGAUUAAGUAAAGGGAAUGAAAGAAAAAUAAGAAAAUGGAAAAUAAAUAAGGUCAUUGAAUUUCAGUAAGAAGGAUUUUCUUCAAAAACUUUCACAACUCUGUCUGUCUCUGUCUGUCUGUCUCGGUCUGUGUUAACUCUCUUGUCUGUCUUUCUUCCUCUCAUGCCAUUAACAAACUGUGUGUCACCAUUGCCUGCUUCCCCAGCAGUGUACUCUGUUUAAUGUUCCCUGUAGAUUUGCCCAGUGGAGACCUGCCACUGUGUUAACUCAUUAACCAUCAACCCCAUGGAUGUGGAUAGAUGACAGGACACUGUCAUUCCUUGCUUUAUUAGGGGCUGAAAAGCCACCUUUAAUUUUUCAUAUUUGUGAUCAAUGAGCUGAGGCUACACCCAGAUUCAAAUUGAAGUGACCCAUUCUCUUCUCUACCCUAACAAUGUGCCUUAGCCCCAUCCAGAGAGGAGCAGUUGUCAAACCAUUUGACAUUUUGAUUUUGUACCAAAUAAUGAUCUGUGUCCUGGUGAUAUUCCAGAAUGGAGGAUUUCAUUAAUCCUCUGGGUUCAGAUACACCUCAGAGAUUCUUACUGCAACGCUGAGUCCAUUGUCAGAUAUUAGCUCUGAUCCUUGUCCCACACAUGGCACCUCUGUCUUGCUAUUAUACUUCUCAAUGUCCUCAAUAUGAGCAAGCAUCGUCGCACCAUGAUUGCUAACAUUUCUACCCUUUCUCAGCAUGUAAAUGAAGAAGACAUGUUCACAGCACAUCUGCUUAUUCCUUUAGUGUCUUUUGUUUGGUUUACAAAUUCCAGGCUCCUACGUAAACCUUUUGCCAUGUUUUGCCUGUAUAGAUAUGUACAACUGUGUACAAUAUGUACUCUUACUAAUUGGUUAAAGUUUGUAUAAGAAAAAAAAUGGCAAAACUGAGACUAGUAAAUUAUUUUUAGAACUAAUGGUUGAACUACCUGUGAAAUAUUUAUCAUAUUAUUGAUCAUCAUUGCGACUUUUUACUCCCAAACUACAUCUAUUGUAGUCUCAGCGAGUGUUGGUUAACUUGCUUUCUCCCAUGGUUAGUUGCAAUGGGUGAUUUAUAGGGUCACAACGUGAACACAUCUGACUUGACUCCCAUACUGUUGAUAAAUGUGAUUGAGACAGUUACCAACCAGACUGCUCGGUGUGUGUGAGAGAGACCCUCCUUCAUUCUGUCUGCUUGGGAGGAAACUGCCCACAGCUGCUAUUGCAAUUUCAGCCUGAGGAAGUACCAUAGAGAGUAUUAGUUAACGGGAUACUAGUGUAACAUAAACCAAAAGAAGUUCCUCUCUCCACCUGCUGUCCUUUUAACAGAACUAACCAGUCUUGCAAUAAGUUGAGAUAAUAACCACAUUAUGGAUCUUUGUUGCUGCUAAUAUGCGCAAUCGAAUAGCAAUGAAAUUGGUUUCAUGGUCGACUUACAGAUGCUUAUAAUAUUCUUCCUCUGUUCAGCCUGUCUGCCCAUUGCAAUGCUGCUGAGCAACACUAGUUUUCCAGGUAACUUGGUAUCAAUUAUAUUUUGUAUGCAACAUUGUUAUCUACAAUUUAGUGAAAUUCAAUGAGAUUCCUGCUGUUGAUAUAUUGUGAAUCCUGUCGCUGUGCAGUCUGAGGCUGAUGGUACCUGCAAAACCAUUUUUAAAUGUUUCUUUUCAUUUAUUCACAUCAAUUCAUUUAAAAUAAUAUGUAAUGUAACUAUUUUAUAAAUUGGUACUUCGAAAUGUUUAAGUUUUGCUUUCAUGUGUCAAGCUCACGAUUUCACUAAUUUAUACAAUUUGCAUUUUUAAAACCGUUGAGUUUAUUAGCACUUUAUUCACCUUUAUUACCCUCCGUUCCACUGCUCAAGUACUUCUCAUUCCUCAUUCAUAGGGCAGGAUAAUUCAGCCACAAUGUCAGAAAUAGUAUGUCCUAGUCCCCUUCAGAUUUUUCUCUUAAAGAAAACAGCUGAAUUUCUAACAAGGUGAUCACAAGAUUGGUUC
Molecule: messenger RNA, 6795 nt
Organism: Callorhinchus milii (elephant shark)
Lineage: Eukaryota; Metazoa; Chordata; Chondrichthyes; Chimaeriformes; Callorhinchidae
Gene: map3k2
Product: mitogen-activated protein kinase kinase kinase 2
Exons: 17
Coding region: 361-2235 (624 amino acids)
Biological process (GO): protein phosphorylation
Molecular function (GO): protein kinase activity; ATP binding; protein binding
Source: RefSeq, a predicted model, not a curated record